AUGCCGAGGUCGUGUGGAGCCUUAGGGCUGCAGUACAAACAAGGCCAGCGGCGGAAAGGAUGGCGAGGCCAGGCUGAGAGCGCGGCGCGGAUGGACCCUGUGUCCCGAGGAGGGGUGGAGGACACCGAGCCCACACUCAGUGCGUGUGAAGGGGAGCAGGACAAGGGCGGAUCCUGCAGGGCCCUGCUGCCCUGGCGGGGCCGAGCCAGGCCGUGCUGGCCCCCGAGCAUGGCCCUGAGCUCGCAGGAGGGCAUCCGUGUGUUCUAUGACUUGGAGCUGGCACAGAUCCAUAUUUUGCAAGAGGAAGGGCAAGAAAAGGGUGCAGAAAGCAAGGCGACAGAGAAACUGCCAGACACGCUCUUGAUGGAGGUACAACAACUGAGUCCAUCUGAAGAGGGGGAAGGAAAGGAAGUUUUUUCCACUGUUGGGGAAACAAAGAGUCAGAGCUGCAAAGGGGGUGAUGAUUUGCCAGACUUAUUCAGUGAAAGUAAAGAGCAGGAAUAUCCAACUGCAUCAGAACAAACAGUUGUAAGAAAUUUCAAGAAUCUAAAAUUUGAAGCUUGUGCUGCACAUCAAGAAAAAGGAAAAAAGCAGUGUUUCAACUGUUUUUUUUGCACAUUCACCUCAGUCAAAUUAUCAAGUCUUAGGCGUCAUUUGAAAACCCACUCAGAUGAGAAACGUCACGUGUGUCACCUCUGCCCAAAGGCCUUCCGUACAGCAACUCUGCUGCAUAACCAUGUGAACACACAUACAGGGAACAAACCCCAUAAAUGCAGUGAGUGUGACACAGCCUUUGUGACCCGAGGGGAACUUUCACGACACAGGAGGUACAAACACACUUUGGAGAAGCCUUUCAAGUGCACAAUAUGUGAAUACUCCAGUGUAGAGGCCAGCAAGAUGAGACGUCACGUUCGCUCGCACACGGGAGAGCGGCCCUACCCCUGUCACCUGUGCAGCUAUGCAAGCAAAGAUGCCUGCAAACUGAAAAGGCACAUGUUAACUCACACUGGUGAAAAACGCUAUGAAUGUUACGUUUGCCAAGCCAGAUUCACUCAAAGUGGUACCAUGAAAAUCCAUAUGUUACAGAAGCAUGGAGAAAAUGUGCCAAAACACCAGUGUCCACAUUGUAGUACUUUGCUUUCCCGAAAAAGUGAUUUGGGUGUCCACCUGAGGAAUCUGCAUUCCUACCUGGAAGAGGCAGUGAAGUGCAGGGACUGUGAGGCAGCUUUCCACGAGCGCUACGCUUUCCUUCAGCACAGGAAGACUCACAGGAAUGAGAAAAGAUUCAGAUGUGCUCAGUGCAGCUGCACAUUCAGCCAGAGUAAUAUGUGUAAGCAUGCUGAAAAUUGUGGAUUGGUGAGGGCAAAAACUGCUACACCCAGAAAAGGAAGCAAAGACAAAAAUAAAAUCCACGAGAGCCCAAAGCAUGCCAAGCCAGAAGUUGCCCUGAAAUAAUUCCAAGAUGACUCUACUGUGAAAAAUGAACGUUGUGCCACCUUGCAAAUGCUCCCAUCUGAGUUUGUGAUCCUCCAUUUAGCACCAGAUCCAAAUCACUCCUAUGACUUUGAUUUUAAUUAG
Messenger RNA from Cinclus cinclus, 1578 nucleotides. It is a transcript of the gene CTCFL, whose product is annotated as CCCTC-binding factor like. The transcript has 12 exons. Lineage: Eukaryota; Metazoa; Chordata; Aves; Passeriformes; Cinclidae. Gene Ontology annotation, biological process: regulation of transcription by RNA polymerase II. Gene Ontology annotation, molecular function: DNA-binding transcription factor activity, RNA polymerase II-specific; RNA polymerase II transcription regulatory region sequence-specific DNA binding. The record is from RefSeq and is a predicted model, not a curated record. Gene Ontology annotation, cellular component: nucleus.